Ananas comosus (pineapple) is the source of this 3783-nucleotide messenger RNA. RefSeq names its product BAG family molecular chaperone regulator 6. Gene Ontology annotation, molecular function: protein-folding chaperone binding. Bases 257 to 3601 code for a protein of 1114 amino acids. The record is from RefSeq and is a predicted model, not a curated record. Gene Ontology annotation, biological process: protein folding. Lineage: Eukaryota; Viridiplantae; Streptophyta; Magnoliopsida; Poales; Bromeliaceae. The transcript has 3 exons. Gene Ontology annotation, cellular component: plasmodesma.
CCAUUCAAAAAAUAUCGAGAUAUCCCAACACGUCUACGAAACCUUGAGAAAGAGGGAAAAAAGGGCGAUUAGGGUUUGUGGAUCGCGCUCGCUCUGGUCUCGAAGUCACUUGGUACCCGUUGGAUCGCGCGGAGGGUCGUCCGAAUUUCGUACAUUUCUCUGAUCGGUUACCUGCGCAAUAACAGAAUAGAUAUUUGCAGGUUUCAGAUUAAAGUACCUUUCCUUGGUUUUUACUCUUAUCUCAAACUGGUAAAUAAUGUACCCAGCUUAUAAAUACAUGGACCCAUACUAUCACCCUCAUCACAGAGACCACUCUCCAAGUCCAUAUAACCAAUACCCUAAUUGGGAGACUAGGCCUCCUCAAAUGAGAGUAGACCAUUCUUCGCCAACCUCUCCUUUUGGUCCUUGGCCUUAUAACUCAAAUUCAGCUGAAUUUAAUGAUUGCUGUAACCAUAACUACCCACCUGGGUUUUACAGUUAUAGACCUCCAUACCCUCAUUAUCCACCACCUCCUCAAGCCUACUACCAUGGUCCAUAUCCGCCUUACCCUGAAUCGUACCCAGCUUAUUUUGUUUCCCCGCCUCAUUACUCGGUUAACCAAGCUCAAUAUGAUUACGACAAGGGUAAAGGCCAUUGCUGUGGGUGCCCGAACCAUGUUUGUCAUUCGAGAGACAGUACCAAUGUGAAGAUUGAAGAGCAAAAACCUGAGACUGAGCAGAGUAAUAACAGCAAAAACACUGAUUUGAUUCGGUUUCCAAAUUAUUCGCAUCCGGUUGUCUGGAUCCCACCAAAUUAUUUGAAGGGUAUGGAUGGCAACAAGGCUUCUAAAGCACAGCCGGAGAAUUGGACUAGGUGGGUUCCUCUAGACAUGAAUAGUUUGAAGGGUUUGAGGCAGGGGGGAGAUGAUAAAGGCCAUUUGAUCAGCGCGCAGAAGGCUGCACCAUUCUCAUGGCCGAUAAUUUGGGUUCCUGGUUAUGAUAAACAAGAUGACGCGGUUAAAGAUUUGAAGAGUAUCAAUGUUGACCCAAAAGCUUCAGAAGAUAUUUCUUCACCAAAGAUCAAGAUCAUUCCACUUAAUUUUGGUGAAAAUGAGAAUAAUGUGAAUAAACCUGCUCCUAAGAAGGAUAAGGUGGGAACACAUGAGCAUCCAGAAGCUGUGACGGAGAAGGAAGUAAAUGGUAGAACCAUUCCAGUUGUGGAGAUGAGAGAAAGUGAUGAAAAGAAGCUUAGCCUUGAUGGGAAGAGAAAGGCCAACAUCCAUGAAAAGAAGGAUGAUAAUGGAGCUGAUUCUUUGGGUAGCAAACAAUCAUCGCCUGUCAAGUCUUCAAAGUUGCCUCCUAUAUGUUUAAGGGUGGAUCCAUUACCUAAAAAGAAGUCUAUAAAUGGUUCGUCAAGAUUUCCUAGCCCACCUAGUCGUAAGGGAAAGGAGAGUGCUCAGAAGGAAAAAGAACAAAUCAUCCAAACUGAGAACGCGCCCAAGGAAAAGAUCCAUAAGACUGUGCCUGUUGUUUUUGUGAAAGGUGUGCCAGAGAAAAAUGCAGAGGAGGUUGGCGGAGAAAAAUAUGGUGGGAAAAGCAAAGAUGGCUAUAAAGGCAAAGUAGACAGGAAGGCUUUUGAGAAAGCGAAGUUGGAGAAAGAGAAACAGGUUGUUGAGGAGAAUAAAGAAUGCAAGGAGAAAAUAAAAGGUGGUGAAGUUGAGGAAAGAAAGCAACGAAUGGAUUUUUCGGAAGCUGAAGCCGCAACUCUUAUUCAGUCUGCUUACAGGGGGUAUGAGGUUAGGAAAUGGCAACCGUUGCAGAAGCUUCGGAAUAUAAAGCGUGUUCAAGAACAGGUGGGAGAAGUGAGGAAGCGAAUAGAAAGCCCCGGAGCUUCUUCAGAGAUGGAUGCCAAGCAGCGGAUGAUUAUUGGUGAAACCAUCAUGAAUUUGCUAUUGCAACUUGAUACAAUUCAGGGCUUACACCCGAGUGUAAGAGAGGUGAGGAAAUCUGUGGCAAAGGAGCUUAUUUGCCUACAAGAGAAGCUCGAUUCUUUGAGUCAACAAUCAACUAUGACGGAUGAAUUUGUGAAGGUUGAAGAACGAAGUACUAACAAAGAUGCUGAAGAGCAAGCUUCUCUUGCCACUUCUGAGCAAGUGUGUGGAGAGGGAUCUGAUGAAAACCACGUUGCAUGCUUUGCUGAGAGCGAAAAAUCCGGCACUGUGCAAUGCAAGCAUGAAGAGAUAUCAGAAGAAGGUGAAGCAAAGGAGUCCGCAUCCGAAGAAUCCAUGCAAGUGAAAGAUGAUAUAGUAUUCACGUCACUCAAUGGCUACAAAGAUGUGCCUGAUGCUCUAUUUUCGGAAUCUGAAUCAGCAAGUGAAGUACCAUCCAUUGCAGUGGAGGAAGGCAUGAACCCUCCAGCUUCUUUAGUUGCAGAAGCCGAAGAGGCAGUUUCUGCUCCAAGAGAAGCACCAGCAGAAACAGAAGGGGCUUGCUCUGUGAAAAUUCAAGCUUCUGAUUCUGUUGCUGGAAAAGAUAUAAAAUCUGACAAAGUAAAGGCGAAGACAUUGGACGGGCCAUUGGUAGCAGUAGAAAAUAAAGAGGAAGCUGAAGAUUCUAUUCUCGCAUCUACUGGCAUAAAUAUAGAAGGGCUUCAUUUAGUUCAGGAGGGAUCACUGAGAAAAUCAUCAGUUAAUUCUUCUGAGAGUGGCAACACACAGGCUGUGGCUGUAUCUCAGGAAACUGAGUGUACAGCUGAUUUUAUAGCAUCUGCCGAACCCUCUACAGAAGAAAAAUCAACCAAUUCUGAUGCUUCAGCACCUCUUGCUCAGAAUAUUGAAGCUGAUACUAAACAAGAAGAGCUUGAGACUGCACAGUUCAAGGGAGAAAAUGCACCCAAUUCUCAAGCUACGGCACCUGUUGCUCAGAACAUUGAAGUUGAUACUAAACAAGAAGAGCUUGAGCCUCAAACACUACCGUCGGUAGAAGAAAGCAGCGUCACAGCAAAUGCUUCAGAAGUUAAAGCAGUUGAUGAAUAUACUUCUACUGCAGCUCUUGUGCAUCCAGAAACUGAGGAUCUUGGUACUUUCACAGAGCCAAAGAAGAACCUGGAGAUGCAUUUAAUUGAGAAUGACUCGACUUUGGUACAAGAUUCAGCUCUAUCGUGUGACGGAGAUCGCAAUUCAGGAGAGAAUCUUGAAAAUGGAAGCGAGAUGAGCAAAACGGUGGGAGCUAAUUUUAAUGAAUCUGUUGAGCAGAGGCAAGAAGAUGCACAUUGUGAAGAACCAACUUCUGAGCCUCCUAUUGAAGCACCUGUCAAAGAUGAAGACACGAAAGGUCUAAAAGAAGGGGGAGCAGAAUCAACUGCUGAGAUAUUGUCAGUCCCUACGGUUAACUCGAUCCCGACCAUCAAUAUGAGCAAUGAAGAGAAGUUGAUGGAGGAGAAUGAGAAGCUGAGAGAGAUGUUACGGAAACUUCUCGACUCAGGGAAAGAGCACUUAGCGGUUAUUUCGGAACUCGGCGAUAGAGUUAAGGAGUUGGAGAGAAAGCUGGCAAAGAAGAAGAGGGUAAAGGUGGCAGUGAACAAGCUGAGGAGGUCCUCUCCUAAUACAGUGGCAUGCCAUUGAGCAACAAUUUGAAGAAAUGUAUGGAUUCGAAAGAAAAUCUACAUGUAAUGUAACUCUUCGGCUUCUAUCCUCUUUGCAUAGUAUUGUUUCUUUUGAAUGUAGUACAAUAAAGCGCACUUUGUACUCAAUGUUUGUGCUCCUGGUAUGCCAUUUGAAUUUCAAAAACUGAAGUUGAGGUGUAA